This is a messenger RNA of Entrophospora candida, 3063 nucleotides long. The record is from the annotation of a GenBank genome assembly. Lineage: Eukaryota; Fungi; Glomeromycota; Glomeromycetes; Entrophosporales; Entrophosporaceae.
AUGCCAAAAUUUGAUAAUCUCCCUGCUUAUUUUGAAGAGUUAAAAUUAAAAGAAGAUUCAACUUUUUCUUUACAUGACUUAAUUACUCAGUUUAAACAGCAUAUACCUACUAACUAUUUAAAGAUAAAACUUGAAGAAGGCAAUUAUGGUGGAUUAAAGAAAGAAGAAGACAUUACUCAACCUCUUUAUUUAGAUCCCAAGGUUUUAGAAAAAACAGAAACUUAUAAAGGAAUAACUAUUGAAAAUGAAAAAGAGAUUAUUCUAGUUAGCCCAAGCGAUGAGAUAAUGAUUGUUCAAGAAAUAAUUGAUAAUUUAACCAAUCAAGUUAAUACUUUGGUCAACCAAAAUGCCAUUCUAUCCCAAAUUAGCACUAGUCUUACCCAAUGGUUAACAAAAUUAGAAAAACAGCAACAAUUUAAAUAUUUACAAGAACAAACACAAAGAUCUGAUGAUCCAAAUAUCACAGCGAGGAACAAAAAUUUUUGGAAUGAUUUACAUGCUAAAUCAGAGUAUAAGUAUAUGGAAAAAGAAGAUAAAUACAGUAAACUAUUGCUUGAAAGUGAAUUAUUUUUUUAUGGUCCAACCAAAGGAAGUUUUAUCUUGCCACCUCAUGAUAAAAAAUUUGCUCAAAGAGGAGUCAAAAAUGUUCUUUUGCCAACUCUUAUUCCCCUAGAAUUAUUAGAAAAAGAAAAAAAACAUAUUGCCGGAUUUAGUCCUGAAUGUUUUUCGGUUGAAAAAAUCGGAGAGAAAAAAAUAGAAAAUGCUUUAAUUUUGCCUGAGAAAAAUACUACUCCUUUUUUUCGUAAUACUGAAUUCUUGUGGCAAGAAGGACACACCUUACAUAGUAGCAAAAAAGAAGCUCGUGAAUUGGCUUUAAAUAUUCUUGCUGAUUAUCAAGAUUAUGCCGAAAACACCCUUUGUUUGGGAGUGAUAGUUGCCGACAAAGAAGGUUGUCCGUUCAAAAUAAUAUUAGGAAACGAAGAAUUAAAAAAAAGUGAAAUUACCCUCGUCAGAAGAGAUAAUAAAUUGAACGAAAUUCAUGGCGAAAAUGAAAAAGUUCAAAAAGCGUUAGAAAAUAAAAAGGAAGUUCUCAUUGAUUCCUUCCAAAAAGGAGAAAAGGCAGGGAAAAUUAUUGGGGCUAUUAUCAGAGAAAGAGCCGAAUUUCAUAAAAAUCUUUACCAAAAAAGUGUAGAUUUUCGGGACAAACAUAUUUACUUAGUAAAUACUUUUUCCGAAUUGAAAGAAAAAAUAAAAGAGGAAGCAAUUGAUUUAGAAGACAAAUUAGAAGAUCCAUCAACAAAAAAACUAAUUAAGAGUUUUAAAGGCCUCGUUGAAGAUGAGUUAAUACAAUAUGACGAAAGAAUAAAUCAACUUUUAGGAUUACUAGGUUUGGAGAAUCUAAUCGAUAUUAUUAUUGAAGUAAAGAAACACCUAGGAAUUUCUGAUGACGAAUUAGAUAGAUUAACUGUUGACACCGACUUAGCCAUGCCUACCAAACAAGUAGGAGGGGUUAACACUAAUUUAAUCCUUAAAGAAACAAUUAAAAUUUGCAAUACUCUUUUACCCUAUCUAACACCCACCAGAAGUCUCGACAAGUUAAUUGACGAAGCAAAUCAUUACCAAGUCUUGAACGUUACUGAUAAUGAUAUUAUUCGCGAGAAAGGCGAAAUUGAUAAAGGUAAAUUAGAAAAAUUGAAAAAUAAUCAAGAAAAGCACACAGAUUACGAUGCUAUUAAAAAUGAAUUAAACAAAAUUAAAAAUUUAUUAGGAAUAAGUUCAGUUACUCCCUUACCAAGUAAUUGGAUAGAUCAACUGGCGAAAAAAUCUGACUUAGACACAGUUAAGAGCGCUUUAAAUAAAUGGACAGGAAAGUUUCUUAACAAAACACCAGAGCAAGUUGAAGCUGAACUUAAAAAGACAACUGGAACUGGAGUUGAUCUUAGCGCCCUGCAAAAAUUGACAGGAAAAGUUCAAAGUCAACAGGAAUUGAUCAAUAAAAUGACAAAAGCUUUACGAGAGACUGGAAUGCUGACUGCAGAGUAUACUGGUAAUGCCGCAGCACUUAAAAAAAUAGAAAAAGAUCCAGCGUUAGUGCCAGCAACAGAAAAGUUGGCUGGAGUUUUGGAAGUUAAGGAUAUUCCUGAAUUAGAAGAGAUCGAUCUUACAGACGAGCAGGUAAGUGAAUUGACUGUUAUAAAUUGUCCUAGUUUGAAAACAAUUAGACUUGAGAACAACGCAACUACUAAGAUAGACUUUACAAAAGUUAGGACAAGUGACAACACAAGUAGUGGCAAUCCAGAAAAAAGCAUUCUGGAAAAAUUAUAUGUGGGAAACAACGAUAUUAAAGAAAUUAAUUUUAAAUAUAGUUCAGAAUUAAAGAUGAUUUUCUUGCAAAAUAACCAGCAUUUACACCAGUUGACAGGACUUGACGAAUUAACUAAAACAGAUAUAAUAAAUACCACUGACAUUCCUGACGAAGAGUUGGGUAUGGAUCCUAAAGCAAAUUUCGAUAGAGAUGCUAGUGGAAAUGUUGAUUUUAGUGCUUUAAGAGACAAAGUUGCUAACCAAAGAAUAGAAAAAAUUUUAGAAGAGUUAAAGAGUAAUAAACCUUCUUCUGAUUAUAUCACCAAAACAUCCUUGAUAUCAAGUGCUGAGAAUAAUCUUAAAGGUUUGGGAAUUGAUGAAGAGAAAAUCAGUAGUAAAUUAAGUGCUGCUGCUAGUGCACGAGAUGUGGAAAUUUCUAGAAAUAAAUUAGUUAGUGAUCGAUUUAAUGAGUUUCAAAGUAAAUUGCACAAUGCUCAUUAUUUAAAUAUUGGAUUAGGAACUCUAAAAAGAGCACUUGAAAUUUUAGGAUUACCCGAAAACUCUUCUAAAGACAAAAUCAAAGAAGCCUAUCGUAGACUUUUUCGUAAAUAUCAUACGGACAAAUCUCCUGAAACUAAAGAAAAGUGUCAAGAGAUAGGUGAAGCUAAAGCUUUUUUAGAAAAUGAAGAAGAACCAAACAAACCGGAACUUUUUACAUGUUAUAAAUGUAAAAAAAGGUAUGAGGAUGGACCACGUUGA